AUUUUUAAGAUUUCUUAAGAUUUCUUAUUAGUUUAUCGGAACUUAUGAAAAUCAAUAUUAAAAGCUGGCACGCAGUUGCAAGCUGGCACUGGAAUGUUCCAGAAGAUGAUGUAUGUGGGAUUUGUCGAGUUCCUUUUGAUGGUUGUUGCCCUGAUUGCAAAAUGCCAGGUGACGACUGUCCAAUUGUAUGGGGGAAAUGCAAUCAUACUUUUCAUAUUCAUUGUAUUAUGAAAUGGCUAAAUACAGAAUCAUCUAAAGGUCAAUGUCCUAUGGAUCGAAGAAAAUUUGAGAUCCGUACAUAGAACAUAAUUCAAAGGCUUAUACAACAUUCUAAAGAUGUAUAAUUUC
Pneumocystis carinii B80 is the source of this 348-nucleotide messenger RNA. RefSeq lists its product as hypothetical. Gene Ontology annotation, biological process: positive regulation of mitotic metaphase/anaphase transition; anaphase-promoting complex-dependent catabolic process; protein ubiquitination. Gene Ontology annotation, cellular component: nucleus; anaphase-promoting complex. The record is from RefSeq and is a predicted model, not a curated record. Gene Ontology annotation, molecular function: ubiquitin protein ligase activity; cullin family protein binding; zinc ion binding. The transcript is spliced from 3 exons. Bases 45 to 302 code for a protein of 85 amino acids. NCBI's taxonomy places the organism in Eukaryota, Fungi, Ascomycota, Pneumocystomycetes, Pneumocystales, Pneumocystaceae.